UCGUCUCAAAAAACAAAAACAAAAAACAAAACAACAACAACAACAAAAAAAGACUUCUAACCCUGAUCAAACCAGAUUAUUUUGAAUGAAACGUCUCUCUCUCUCUCUCUCUCUCUCUCUCUCUCUUCUAUGGGCAGUUCUGUGUGUAGAAAGAUCAGUCCCUGUGUGUAGUGAUUUAACCUGGUUUAUCUCUUCUUGGCUCAGAAUUUUUGAUAGGGCUUUCACCUAGGCCACAGAGAGAGAACCAAAGGGAAGACCCAAACAUUUGAAUGGCAUAACGAGUAAAUCACAUUUCUCUUUGUCUGUUUCCUUAUCAAUAAAUUGAAAAGUUUGCUCUAUGUGAUCUCUGGGGUACUGCUCAGCUCUUGACAUUCUGUGGUUCUGAGUACUGAAUUGAAAGCAGCUCUCCUCUUCCUGAAUUCUUCUUCCUUGGACCAAACCUCUGUCUUCAUUUCUCAUCUGUUUAUACCUCGCUGCCCUAUUUCUUUCUCCUGGGUGUCCUUUCUUCCUCAAUUUCCUCAAAUCCUUCUUGCUUCUUAGCUCCUUCAUAUCCUUUUUGUUUUCUAUGUUUCUGCAGAACCCCAGAUUACUCCCCAGGUCUCCAGUUCUCCAUCUUCAUGUCUGCCUAUUCCUUUCUGCAUCACUGGCUCCUAACUCAAGCAAUCUCCUUGGGUUCCUCUGAGGGGCCCCUGGGAUCCGCUAUCAUUGGUCCCUCUCACAGAAGCAUACCCUUCUCCAGAGCCAAAGGAUCAGAUAUUCAGUGGCUCAGGUAACAAACCUGCUGUCAGGUUACAGAUAUUGUUUGCUGAAAGACCACACUACAGUGUCAGUGGAGCCUCAAGCUGCCUGCAGUGCCCUGCCCUCACCUGGCUAUCCCACAGGUGAGAAUAACCAGGACUCACCACUUCCAGUACCAGUGUUCACCUGGAAACAUGGCUUUGAGCCUCUGGCCACUGCUGCUGCUGCUGUCCUGCGCAGUGACUCUGGCCCCUACUGGGCCUCAGUCCCUGGACCCUGGUCUCUCCUUCCUGAAGUCAUUGCUCUCCACUCUGGACCAGGCUCCCCAGGGCUCCCUGAGCCACUCACGGUUCUCUACAUUCCUGGCCAACAUUUCUUCUUCCUUUGAGCCUGGGAGAAUGGAGGAGGGACCAGUAGGAGAGCCCCCACCUCUCCAGCCCCCUGCUCUCCGGCUCCAUGAUUUUCUAGUGACGCUGAGAGGCAGCCCCGACUGGGAGCCAAUGCUAGGGCUGCUGGGGGAUGUGCUGGCACUGCUGGGACAGGAGCAGACUCCCCGAGAUUUCUUGGUGCACCAGGCAGGGGUGCUGGGUGGACUCAUGGAGGUGCUGCUGGGAGCCUUAGUUCCUGGGGGUCCCUCUACCCCAACUCGGCCCCCAUGCACCCGUGAUGGGCCCUCUGACUGUGUCCUCGCUGCUGACUGGUUGCCUUCUUUGCUGCUGUUGUUAGAGGGCACACGCUGGCAGGCUCUGGUGCAGGUGCAGCCCAGUGCAGACCCCACUAAUGCCACAGUCCUCGAUGGGAGGGAGCCAACUCCUCACUUUUUGCAGGGUCUGUUGGGUUUGCUAACCCCAACAGGGGAGCUAGGCUCCGAGGAGGCUCUUUGGGGUGGUCUGCUACGCACAGUGGGGGCCCCCCUCUAUGCUGCCUUUCAUGAGGGCCUGCUCCGUGUCACUCACUCCCUGCAGGAUGAGGUCUUUUCCAUUCUGGGGCAGCCAGAGCCUGAUUCCAAUGGGCAGUGCCAGGGAGGUAGCCUUCAACAGCUGCUCUUAUGGGGCAUUCGACACAACCUUUCCUGGGAUGUCCAGGCGCUGGGCUUUCUGUCUGGAUCACCACCCCCACCCCCCGCCCUCCUCCACUGCCUGAGCACGGGUGUGCCUCUGCCCAGAGCUUCUCAGCCCUCAGCCCACAUCAGCCCACGCCAACGGCGAGCCAUCACUGUGGAGGCCCUCUGUGAGAACCAAUCAGGCGCAGCACCACCCUACAGCAUUUCCAACUUCUCCAUUCACUUGCUGUGCCAGAACACCAAGCCUGCCACUCCACAGUCCCCUCCCAGCACCACUGCCAUCUGUCAGACAGCUGUGUGGUAUGCAGUCUCAUGGGCACCAGGUGCUCAAGGCUGGCUACAGGCCUGCCAUGACCAGUUUCCUGAUGAGUUUCUGGAUGCAGUCUGUAACAAUCUCUCCUUUUCAGCCCUGUCUGGCUCCAACCGCCGCCUGGUGAAACAGCUCUGUGCUGACCUGUUCCCACCCCCUACCAGCUGCCCUGAAGGCCUGCCCCCUGUUCCCCUCACCCCAGACAUCUUCUGGGGCUGCUUCUUGGAGAAUGAGACUCUGUGGGCUGAGCGGCUGUGUGGGGAGGCAAGUCUACAGGCUGUGCCUCCCAGCAACCAGGCUUGGGUCCAGCAUGUGUGCCAGGGCCCCACCCUAGAUGUCACUGCCUCCCCACCCUGCUACAUUGGACCCUGUGGGGAACGCUGCCCAGAUGGGGGCAGCUUCCUGGUGAUGGUCUGUGCCAAUGACACCAUGUAUGAGUCCCUGGUGCCCUUCUGGCCUUGGCUAGCAGGCCAAUGCAGGAUAAGCCGUGGGGGCAAUGACACGUGCUUCCUAGAAGGACUCCUGGGCCCCCUUCUGCCCUCUCUGCCACCACUGGGACCAUCCCCACUCUGUCUGGCCCCCGGGCCCUUCCUUCUUGGCCUGCUAUCCCAGUUGCCACGUUGUCAGUCCUCUGUGCCAGCCCUUGCUCACCCCACACGCCUACACUAUCUCCUGCGCCUGCUGACAUUCCUCUUGGGUCCAGGGGCUGGAGGGGCUGAGGCCCAGGGGAUGCUGGGUCGGGCCCUACUCCUCUCUAGUCUCCCGGACAACUGCUCCUUCUGGGAUGCCUUCCGCCCAGAGGGCCGGCGCAGUGUGCUACGAACGAUUGGGGAAUACCUGGAACAAGAGGAGGAGCAAGCAACGCCACCAGGCUUUGAACCCACUGUCAACCCCAGCUCUGGUAUAAGCAAGAUGGAGCUGCUGGCCUGCUUUAGUCCUGUGCUGUGGGAUCUGCUCCAGAGGGAAAAGAGUGUUUGGGCCCUGAAGAUUCUAGUGCAGGCGUACCUGCACAUGCCCCCAGAAAACCUCCAGCAGCUGGUGCUUUCAGCAGAGAGGGAGGCUGCACAGGGCUUCCUGACCCUCAUGUUGCAGGGGAAGCUGCAGGUAACACCAUCCGAGGAGCAGGCCCUGGGUCACCUGACAGCCCUGCUGCUCCAGCGGUACCCUCGCCUCACCUCCCAGCUCUUCAUUGACCUGUCACCACUCAUCCCUUUCUUGGCUGUCUCUGACCUGAUGCGCUUCCCACCAUCCCUGUUAGCCAAUGACAGUGUCCUGGCUGCCAUCCGGGAUUACAGCCCAGGAAUGAGGCCUGAUCAGAAGGAGGCUCUGGCAAAGCGACUGCUGGCCCCUGAACUAUUUGGGGAAGUACCUGCCUGGCCCCAGGAGCUGCUGUGGGCAGUGCUGCCCCUGCUCCCCCACCUCCCUCUGGAGAACUUUCUGCAGCUCAGCCCUCACCAGAUCCAGGCCCUGGAGGAUAGCUGGCCGGCAGCAGGUCUGGGGCCAGGGCAUGCCCGCCAUGUGCUGCGCAGCCUGGUAAACCAGAGUGUCCAGGAUGGCAAGGAGCAGGUACGCAGGCUUGGGUCCCUCGCCUGUUUCCUGAGCCCUGAGGAGCUGCAGAGCCUAGUACCCCUGAAUGAUCCGAUGGGGCCGGUAGAGCGGGGGCUGCUGGAAUGUGCAGCCAACGGGACCCUCAGCCCAGAAGGACGGGUGGCAUAUGAACUUCUAGGGGUGUUGCGCUCAUCUGGAGGAGCAGUCCUGAGCCCCCGGGAACUGCGGGUCUGGGCCCCUCUCUUCCCUCAGCUGGGCCUCCGCUUCCUGCAGGAGCUGUCAGAGCCCCAGCUUAGAGCCAUGCUUCCUGUCCUGCAGGGAACUAGUGUUACACCUGCUCAGGCUGCCCUGCUGCUUGGACGGCUCCUCCCCAGGCACGAUCUAUCCCUGGAGGAACUCUGCUCCUUGCACCUUCUGCUGCCAGGCCUCAGCCCCCAGACACUGCAGGCCAUUCCUAGGAGAGUCCUGGUUGGGGCCUGUUCCUGCCUGGCCCCAGAACUGUCACGCCUCUCAGCCUGCCAGACCGCAGCACUGCUGCAGACCUUUCGGGUGAAAGAUGGCGUUAAAAAUAUGGGUACAACAGGUGCCGGUCCAGCUGUGUGCAUCCCUGGUCAGCCUAUUUCCACCACCUGGCCAGAUUGCCUGCUUCCCCUGCUCCCAUUAAAGCUACUACAACUGGAUUCCUCAGCUCUUCUGGCAAACCGAAGACGCUACCGGGAGCUGCCCUGGUCUGAGCAGCAGGCACAGUUUCUCUGGAAGAAGAUGCAAGUACCCACCAACCUGACCCUUAGGAAUCUACAGGCUCUGGGCACCAUGGCAGGGGGCAUGUCCUGUGAGUUUCUGCAGCAGAUCAACUCAAUGGUAGACUUCCUUGAAGUGGUGCACAUGAUCUAUCAACUGCACACUAGAGUUCGAGGGAGCCUGAGGGCCUGUAUCUGGGCAGAGCUACAGCGGAGGGUGGCAAUGCCACAACCAGAAUGGACAACUCUAGGGCCAGAACUGAAUGGGCUGGAUAGCAAGCUACUCCUGGACUUACCAAUCCAGCUAAUGGACAGACUAUCCAAUGAAUCUAUUAUGUUGGUGGUGGAGCUGGUGCAGAGAGCUCCAGAGCAGCUGUUGGCACUGACCCCACUCCACCAGGCAGCCCUGGCAGAGAGGGCACUACAAAACCUGGCUCCAAAGGAGACUGCAGUCUCAGGGGAAGUGCUGGAGACCUUAGGCCCUUUGGUUGGAUUCCUGGGGAUAGAGAGCACACGACGGAUCCCCCUACAGAUCCUGCUGUCCCAUCUCAGUCAGCUGCAAGGCUACUGCCUAGGAGAGACAUUUGCCACAGAGCUGGGAUGGCUGCUAUUGCAGGAGCCUGUUCUUGGGAAACCAGAGUUAUGGAGCCAGGAUGAAGUAGAGCAAGCUGGACGCCUACUAUUCACUCUGUCAACUGAGGCAAUUUCCUUGAUCCCCAGGGAGGCCUUGGGUCCAGAGACCCUGGAGCGGCUUCUAGAAAAGCAGCAGAGCUGGGAGCAGAGCAGAUUUGGACAGCUGUGUAGGGGGCCACAGCUUGCUGCCAAGAAAGCAGCCCUGGUGGCAGGGGUGGUACGACCAGCUGCUGAGGAUCUUCCAGAACCUGUGCCAAAUUGUGCAGAUGUACGAGGGACAUUCCCAGCAGCCUGGUCUGCCACCCAGAUUGCAGAGAUGGAGCUCUCAGACUUUGAGGACUGCCUGACACAAUUUGCAGGAGACCCAGGACUUGGGCCUGAGGAACUACGGGCAGCCAUGGGCAAAGCAAAACAGUUGUGGGGUCCCCCCCGGGGAUUUCGUCCUGAGCAGAUCCUACAGCUGGGUCGGCUCUUAAUAGGUCUAGGAGAUCGGGAACUACAGGAGCUGAUUCUAGUGGACUGGGGAGUGCUGAGCACCCUGGGGCAGAUAGAUGGUUGGAGCUCCACCCAGCUCCGGGUUGUGGUCUCCAGUUUCCUACGGCAGAGUGGUCGGCAUGUGAGCCACCUGGAUUUCAUUCAUUUGACAGCACUGGGUUAUACGCUCUGUGGACUGCGGCCAGAGGAGCUACAGCACAUCAGCAGUUGGGAGUUUAGCCAAGCAGCUCUCUUCCUGGGCACGCUGCAUCUCCAGUGCUCUGAGGAACAACUGGAGGUUCUGGCUCACCUCCUUGUACUGCCUGGUGGCUUUGGCCCAAUCAGUAACUGGGGGCCUGAGAUCUUCACUGAAGUUGGCACAAUAGCAGCUGGGAUCCCAGACCUGGCUCUUUCAGCACUGCUGCGGGGACAGAUCCAGGGUCUUACUCCUCUUGCCAUUUCUGUCAUCCCUCCUCCUAAAUUUGCUGUGGUGUUUAGUCCCACCCAACUGUCCAGUCUCACCAGUGCUCAGGCUGUGGCUGUCACUCCUGAGCAAAUGGCCUUUCUGAGUCCUGAGCAGCGACGAGCAGUUGCAUGGGCCCAGCAUGAGGGGAAGGAGAGCCCAGAACAGCAAGGUCGAAGUACAGCCUGGGGCCUCUGGGACUGGUCACAACCUUCCUGGUCCCUGGUAUUGACAAUCAGCUUCCUUGGCCACCUGCUAUGAGCCUGUCUAUACAGUAGAAGGAGACUGUGGGGAGAGAAAUCUUAAGUCAUAAAGAAUAAAGUGCAAACAGAA
Molecule: messenger RNA, 6302 nt
Organism: Cebus imitator (Panamanian white-faced capuchin)
Lineage: Eukaryota; Metazoa; Chordata; Mammalia; Primates; Cebidae
Gene: STRC
Product: stereocilin
Exons: 29
Coding region: 933-6230 (1765 amino acids)
Biological process (GO): cell-matrix adhesion
Cellular component (GO): kinocilium; stereocilium tip; cell surface
Source: RefSeq, a predicted model, not a curated record